AGACAACCCUCAAUUUUUCAAUUGUCUAUAAAAUUAUCACCCAAAUAAGUCUAACUCUAGGUCAUAAAUGAUAACUAUUUAACGUGAUAAUUGAAAGUGACUUGACGUGAGUUAAGUAAUUAUCCAAGUAGAUAUGGAUAAUUUGUAUUUAUAUAAACAGUAUGUAGACGAUCUACGGAUAUACGCGAGAGAGAAUGGUAUUACGGAUGAGGAAACGAAAACAAUUUUCGAUAAGUGCUUCUUGGAGUUAGAGCAUAAAUAUGUUAAAAGAAUUCAUAUACUGCUGAAAGGCUUGAAAAUUCUGAUCCUAGGAUGUUUACUAGUAUUCAUUUGCUCAAUGGGAUUGUACAAUCAUCCAUCAACUCAUAGCAUUUUUUUGAGGAAUAUGCAAAAUUUUAUUUAUCCUGGCUUGACGGUGUUUCGACAACUUGCUGUACCUAUUAUCCAGAGAUAUCCAACUUUAACUGAAUUCUAUGAUGAAUCCUGUCUCUUAGAAAACCCCUUCUUCAAAGUAGCUGACAUGGAUUGUUGGCCAUGCACUACUGCUCAAUCAGUACCUGACAUGACCAGCUGGAACAUGACUAACACAUUUAAUAUUGCAAUGCCAUUUACGAGAGUUGAAAGUGACAAUAAAAUAAAUCUAAAUAGUAUUAUUAGUAUGUAUGAAAAAUACUCAGAUAUUUUUGAUGCCGAUGCCAAAAAAGUCACCUCAAAUAAUCCACAUUACAGAAUAAUAAAAAAUUUAAUUGAAAACCGACUUGAUGAGCAUCCGUCUCAAAGCUUGAAUACUCACAUAUCAUGGAAGUUGAAUCGAAUGAGACCAAAUCGACUUGUUAGAAAAUUAAUGCCAAAUCCAUUAGGUAUACCGAAAUGGUGGAGUCAGAGUACAGAAAGAUAUUUUUUCAUUGAUGAAGCCAAAGCUGAUGAAUAUGUUUUGCCAAAUCCUGAAUGCAGUAAUGUUAUUUUGAGGUCCACAAGUGGUUCAAGACUGAUUAAAAUUAUGCCUACUCCUGAAUGUCAAAGGAAUUGCAAAUCUUCUGUAAUAUUGUUAUCCUCACAUCACACACUGUGGUAUAAUUGGUGGUACUGGAGACCAACCAGCCUCCCAGUAAUCAACUCAACUGAUAUAUCAAUCAAUCACCUUACAUCAUUCUGUUGACGAGUAAAAAUAAUUUUUAGCAUAAUUUCUGUUAUCGAUUUCUGAAAAUAAAUCAAUAAAUAACUUAAGAUUACUAGA
Messenger RNA from Diachasmimorpha longicaudata, 1237 nucleotides. RefSeq lists its product as uncharacterized. Bases 134 to 1159 code for a protein of 341 amino acids. The transcript is spliced from 5 exons. Lineage: Eukaryota; Metazoa; Arthropoda; Insecta; Hymenoptera; Braconidae. The record is from RefSeq and is a predicted model, not a curated record.